UCUGAUGUUUGUUCGCGGUCACUAUCGCUUCACUCGGUCAACAUUGAAUCAACAUUAAACUCAACUAACAGAGAAACAUCAUGUCUGUGGCGUUUGCAUCGCACCGGCAGCGCGCUAAAAGCGAUAUAACUCCCGCGGGAAUUCAGAAGUUACUGGAUGAAAACAAUCAGUUGAUUCAGUGCAUCAUGGACUUUCAGAGUAAAGGAAAAACAGCUGAAUGCUCACACUACCAGCAAAUGCUGCACAGAAAUCUGGUGUAUCUGGCCACAAUAGCAGACUCGAAUCAGAACAUGCAGUCCCUGCUGCCUGCGCCACCUACUCAGAACAUACCCAUGAAUCAAAGCGGGGCCCCUUCACAGCCCCCUCACGGUCACAGUUUGCCCCCAGAGGGUCCACCGGCCCCACACAUGCAGAACCAGAUGAAUGGGCAGAUGCCUGGUCCUAACCAUAUGUCCAUACAGGGCCCUGGCCCCAAUCAGACGCCGAGCAUUCCCAGUGGCUCCAUGAACAUGCAGCCCAGCAGCCAUGGCUCCAUUGGGGUGUAUAACCACACUGCACCCUCCUCACAGAGCUUGCCAUCACAGGGACAGAUGAACAUGAGUCAGGGGCAACCCAUGGGCAGUUACGGCCCUCGACCCAACAUGAACAUGCAGCCUAAUCAGGGGCCCAUAAUGCACCAGCAAGCUCCACCUCAACAGUACAACAUGCCUCCUGCAAGCGGCGGUGGGCAGCAUUACCAGGGUCAGCAGAACCCCAUGGGCAUGAUGGGUCAGGGCAAUCAUGUGAUGGGCCAGAGACCAAUGCCGCCCUACAGACCACCACAUCAAGGACCACCUCAGCAGUACCCCGGUCAGGAUGAAUACUAUGCAGAACAAUACAGUCAUGGAGGACAGGGGGCACCAGAGGGAAACGCUCAGUAUGGUCAGCAGCAGGAGGCAUAUCAGCAGGGUCCAGCGCAGCAGCAGGGUUACCCACAACAGCAGCAGUACCCCACACAGCAGGGUUAUCCUGGACAACCGCAGGGAUACGGUUCAUCUCAGGGUGCUCAAGGUCAGUACCCAAACUACCCCCAGAAUCAAGGGCAGCAGUAUUCAGCCUACAGACCACCACAGCCCGGACCACCACAGGGACAGCCACAGCGCCCCUAUGCAUUUGACCAGGGUCAGUAUGGAAACUACCAGCAGUAAAUUCAGAGUGCUUGACAUCCAGUCGGAGUGUGUCCUGUAAUUUGCUGUGUGUGACCUAAAGGGCUUGUGCUCUCUUUUAAACUCCCUGUACAUCACCUGUGAAGAGCGGAAACUUCCCCGCUCAUGCAGACUGAACUCUAAAUGUGGCCACAAACUCUCAAUAGUGAUUGGCUUGAUUCUCAGCACAGAUGGUCUAAAUGUGAAUUGUCACUUUACAGCAUUAGGAAAGUAAAACAGAAUUUCCUGUCAACAUUUAUCAGCAUCUUUGAGUUUCAUAGAGACGCCAUCUCAUAGCAGCAAUGCCUUAAAUGAUACAGCUGCAUUAUUUACAGAAAAUAACACAGCAAUGCUCAUAACCUGCAGAAUGUGUUUUGUUUCUCUAAUAAAGUUCAUCAUGUGAUUUCCAAGCCCCUUCUGCCAAUAUCAUAGAUGCAAUAAUGCUGGAGGCAUUUUUUUUUACAUUUCAGGUUCAAAACCAUGCUAUGAUGUAUAAAAGUAUUUUAUGCUUUAUGAAAUAGAGCUCAGGCUGAGUCCAGGUGUUGUCCAGUGCUUAAUGACUGUAUUUGUUUUUUUUUUUUUUUUUUGAGGCUGGGAAGUUCCAUUGAAACCAUCUGGUACUGUAAUGAAUUUUAUGUCAAUCAUGAAAAUACUGCUUUGUGUGAAAUGUGACCAUUAUAUAUAGAAAUAAUCCUUGAAAGUGAAGUCUCAUUGAAAUUGUCCAAUAUGGUAUCCAUGGAUAGCUUUUAAUAAAAUCAUG
Molecule: messenger RNA, 1944 nt
Organism: Xyrauchen texanus (razorback sucker)
Lineage: Eukaryota; Metazoa; Chordata; Actinopteri; Cypriniformes; Catostomidae
Gene: ss18
Product: SS18 subunit of BAF chromatin remodeling complex
Exons: 10
Coding region: 81-1187 (368 amino acids)
Biological process (GO): positive regulation of transcription by RNA polymerase II
Cellular component (GO): nucleus
Molecular function (GO): transcription coactivator activity
Source: RefSeq, a predicted model, not a curated record